GAUUCGCUCGCAAGAGAUCGUGGAGCCUCUGCGCAUGCUAGCGCACAACGUCCUCGCCCGCUUCACGGUUGCAGGGCUCUGCCAUCCGCGACCCGCCCAACGUGAGAGAGCCCUCGGCGUCCUCGACGCCCGCGCCCUCGGCGUCCUCGACGCCCGCGCCCUCGCCAAAGUCGCCCUCGCGGGCCCGGUCGCGCUCUGCC
Molecule: messenger RNA, 200 nt
Organism: Symbiodinium sp. CCMP2592
Lineage: Eukaryota; Dinophyceae; Suessiales; Symbiodiniaceae
Source: the annotation of a GenBank genome assembly